AUGUCGUAUCGUGUCGACGCAGACGUUUUUGCCCCGUACAGUCACCUAAUGUUUAGUCCAAAACCAUUAUCAGAGAGGCCAAACUACUAUGAGAUCGCCAAGAACAAGACAAGAAGCGCCGUGUGGAUCGUCAGUCAUUGUAGCACACAGUCCAAGAGAGAGCAGUACGUCAAGCAGAUGCAGAAAUACAUUGACGUGGAUAUACUCGGAGCCUGUGGGACACCGUGCAAGACCAGCUCAGUAUGUGACAAUUUGGGGGCCAAAUAUAAAUUCUACCUAUCCUUUGAGAAUUCUCUAUGUACAGACUACGUCACCGAGAAAUUCUUCAAGUUAUUUGAUCAAAAGACACAUGUGAUCCCAGUUGUCAGGGGCGGCGCUGAUUACGACAAACAUUUCCCCAAUUUUACCUACAUCAACUCUGCUAACUUUAGAAGGCCAAAAGAUUUGGCUCUUCAUUUAAAAGAUUUGGCAUCAGAUUUACAGACAUACAGCAAGUACCUGGAAUACAUGGAUUUAUUUAUAGAAAAAUCAGAAAUUGUCAAUCAUCUCUGCAGACUUUGCUCGUUUGCACACACUCAUACGCUACCCGUUACAAAAACACACAAUUUAAAACGUUGGGUGAAUGAUGGGCAUUGCCACAAUCCUCAAGAUUUGUGA
Molecule: messenger RNA, 657 nt
Organism: Candidula unifasciata
Lineage: Eukaryota; Metazoa; Mollusca; Gastropoda; Stylommatophora; Geomitridae
Source: the annotation of a GenBank genome assembly